AUGAGUACACCUCCGCCGCUGAGCCAAGGUUUUGGCUAUGGCAUUGUGAUAGGUUUAGGUUUUGCCUUCUCGUUUGGCAUGAUCUUGACGACAUUCGUGCUGAAGAGAUACAACUAUGAACUCCAAACUUCCGAAAUGUUCUCAACCGCUGGUCGUACAGUGAAAUCAGGACUUGUUGCCUCAGCCGUAGUCUCAUCCUGGACAUGGGCAGCUACACUCCUCCAGUCUAGCGCUGUUGCCUAUCGAUAUGGUGUAUCCGGCCCUUUCUGGUACGCCUCGGGGGCCACUGUUCAGAUUAUUCUGUUUGCUACGAUCGCUAUCGAACUAAAGCGAAGAGCUCCUAACGCGCAUACGUUUCUCGAGGUUAUCAGGGCUCGUUAUGGUGCUGUAACACACAUUGUUUUCAUGGUCUUUGGCCUCUUCACCAACAUUCUUGUUACCUCUAUGUUGUUGACAGGUGGUUCUGCUGUUGUGACUUCUCUUACUGGCAUGCACACUGCUGCUGCCUGUUUCCUCCUACCCGUUGGUGUAGUGUUGUACACCAUGUUCGGAGGCAUCAAGGCUACCUUCUUGACUGACUAUGCACACACCGUGGUCAUUCUGAUCAUCCUCUUGAUGUUUGCUUUCACAGCAUAUGCGACCAACGAGAAUCUUGGGAGCCCUGGCAAAGUUUUCGACCUAUUGGUACAAGCCGCAUCCGAUCAUCCCGUUGAAGGAAAUGCCGGUGGCUCUUAUCUGACCAUGCGCUCGAAGGAAGGUGCCAUCUUCUUCGUGAUCAACAUCGUGGGUAACUUCGGUACUGUUUUUUGCGACAACGGUUACUACAACAAGGCCAUUGCUGCCAGCCCUGUUGAUGCGCUGCCCGGAUAUAUCAUGGGUGGUUUGUCCUGGUUCGCGAUUCCGUGGCUAGCUGCUACCACCAUGGGUCUCAGUGCCAUUGCUCUUGAGAACAACCCAGUUUUCCCGGGUUACCCCAACCGCAUGGCUGAUGCUGAUGUGACGGCUGGACUCGUGUUGCCUACAGCGGCUGUUGCAUUGAUGGGAUCGGGAGGUGCCGCAGCGGUAUUACUUCUCGUCUUCAUGGCCGUGACAUCAGCUAUGUCUGCGGAACUUAUUGCUGUGUCUUCGAUCUUCACAUAUGAUUUCUACCAGACUUAUAUCAAUCCCAAAGCUACCGGAAAGCAACUCAUCUACAUGUCACACACCAUGGUUGUCGGCUUCGCUGUUGCGAUGGCAGCAUGGAGCACAGGAUUAUACUACAUCGGCAUUAGUAUGGGGUAUCUAUACCUACUUAUGGGCGUAAUCAUCUCGUCCGCCGUUCUUCCCGCCACCCUCACACUAAUGUGGUCCAAAAUGAAUUGGGUGGCAGCAACCUUCACCCCACCCCUCGGUUUCGCCUGUUCUCUCGUCGCCUGGCUCGUAACCGCUCAGAAGGAAAGCGGAGAAUUGACGGUCCUUACAACCGGUGCCAACAACCCCAUGCUAGCAGGCAACGUCGUCGCCCUGCUUUCGCCCAUCAUCUUCAUUCCCGUAUUCACAUAUGCCUUUGGGCCCCAAAACUACGAUUGGCAGAGUAUGAAAGCCAUUCGCAGAGGCGACGACCACGAUCUCGCACUCGCCGCAAACGUCGACAUAGAACGAAUCCCUGGUGAGCAACGACGCGCCAUCCAAGCCGAGGAGGAGGAACAGGCUAAGUUACUCAAAGCCUCGCGUAUCGCGCGCUGGUUGACCCUCUUCAUGGCGAUCUCUUUCCUCGUACUGUGGCCUAUGCCCAUGUACGGAUCUUCGUACAUCUUCAGCAAGAAGUUCUUCACAGGCUGGGUUGUAGUCGGAAUCCUGUGGAUGUUUUGUUCGUGUUUCGCAGUCGGGUUGUAUCCGCUUUGGGAGGGAAGGAAGACUAGUGUUCGGACUUUCAAGUCAAUUUGGGCCGAUGUCACGGGCAGGAAGAAGCCUGGGAAAGGGCCCCAGAUUGUGGAGGGCGAAGGGUCGGAUACGCCGCCUGAGGCCAUGGAAGAGAAGAUGGUGAAGGAGUAA
Alternaria burnsii is the source of this 2034-nucleotide messenger RNA. Its product is annotated as urea active transporter. Gene Ontology annotation, molecular function: spermidine transmembrane transporter activity; urea transmembrane transporter activity; putrescine transmembrane transporter activity. The coding region runs from base 1 to 2034 and encodes 677 amino acids. The transcript has 5 exons. Lineage: Eukaryota; Fungi; Ascomycota; Dothideomycetes; Pleosporales; Pleosporaceae. Gene Ontology annotation, cellular component: plasma membrane. The record is from RefSeq and is a predicted model, not a curated record. Gene Ontology annotation, biological process: putrescine transport; spermidine transport; urea transmembrane transport.